UCAAGCAGCAAUACGGUUCAUGGGAAGCUGUCCCACUUUGCAAUGAUAUGGUAGAGCACAUACAUAUCCAGGUUCAGAAAGAGGCAUUGAAAUACCAAAACCAAAGACUGUUCUUACGCACUCUGAGGAAGCUCAACGAUGAGCCGGACAUCAUGGCCAAAUUCUUAGAAGACGUCUCACUCUCUAUCAGGAGCAAUUACCUCAGGACUUUCCAUGAGUGGCCAAUGGUUAAAGCCCAGCUAUACCCAGAAAUACAGCCUCUGCUGGUCUGCGAUAUCAUGGUCAGAGAGAUAAUGGCUCACCUGAGGCCUACCUUGACCUUCGCCAAGGACACCAAGAAGGGUGAUGACCGGCCAUACUGCAUCAACAUCCCGGUCAAGAGAGAGACCAGAACCCCUGUUGAUACAGAAAAGACCAAGCUGGAGCUUUGCAUUGAGAAAGCCAGCGCUGACAGAAUGAAGGAACUCCUCACCCCACUUGAGAAGGAACCCUUCUGGAAGACGGGAUGGAUGGCAAUGAUGGAGGAGGAAUAUAAUAAAAAGAAGAAGGAGAAGAAGAAGGGUUGCGGCUGGUUCUGGGAUUUGUUUGGCCGUAAGAAAAAAAACUGCGAAAGAAUUGUGGAUGGAGGAUUGUUGCAGGCGCGAAUACUAGAAAUCACAUCCACACAAACCAAGUGUAUGGACGCACACACAUUUACACAGAGACAGACAUAACAACAAGGCCUACCUCAGAUCCCAAAAAGACAUUGUAUGUUGCCUGUCUAAUACUGUCUUAUUUUCCAUUUUGGGAUACAGGAUGUGUAUUUAUAGCUUACCAGAGACUGUUUUGGCACCAAACAAUUUUCUCUCUGAACUUUUAUUUGAAAAAUAAACACUUUAUUUGAA
This is a messenger RNA of Oncorhynchus kisutch (coho salmon), 884 nucleotides long. RefSeq lists its product as uncharacterized. The coding region runs from base 48 to 713 and encodes 221 amino acids. The transcript is spliced from 3 exons. Lineage: Eukaryota; Metazoa; Chordata; Actinopteri; Salmoniformes; Salmonidae. The record is from RefSeq and is a predicted model, not a curated record.